Messenger RNA from Macadamia integrifolia, 2211 nucleotides. Its product is annotated as probable mediator of RNA polymerase II transcription subunit 26b. The coding region runs from base 286 to 1686 and encodes 466 amino acids. The transcript is spliced from 10 exons. Lineage: Eukaryota; Viridiplantae; Streptophyta; Magnoliopsida; Proteales; Proteaceae. Gene Ontology annotation, cellular component: nucleus. The record is from RefSeq and is a predicted model, not a curated record.
ACUGAAAAAAAAAAAAAUUUAGAGAGAUGAUGAAAGAGGAGAGAAAAUCAAAGCGAAGUCUCCAACAAACAGAUGGUUUUGUUGAAUGAAAACCGGCCUCCGUUAAACGGUGCUUCGGUUCCGAAACUGGCCAUUCAAUAUUUCUUUUCUGGGUGACCUGAAUUAGUAGGGUUUUCUCGUCCACUCCAAGUAGAGAAAGUAAUAAAUGCAUUUGUAGAGAAAAUCCCAGUUUUUUUGGUGGGAGGAAGAUUCCAUUUCUUCCCCUUCCCCUCUCUGCUCGGAUCGAUGUCGACGAACUAUCAGAGAAAUCUGAUCCGCGGCUUUGAUAUUUCAACCAUGGCAACGAAAUCUGGUUCGCUUGAUUACUGGCGCAAGUACUUUCGGAGUACGAAUUCGGACAUCUUUGAGGUCAUUGAGUAUGCAAUCAUGGUGGCUGCUUCGGAUUGUCCUAACGAGUUUAAGAUGAGAAGGGAUCGAAUUGCAGAGCGGCUUUAUACCUGUAAAUUAACUAGGUGUUCUGGGUGUGAUCGUGUGGAGCUGGCAGUACCAAAGGAGGAAGAAGGCGAUGAUAGUGGCUGUAAGAGUGAUGGUGAUUUUGAGGGUUCUCUUGGGAAGGAGAGCAAGGUUAAUAGUUGUACAAAUGACAACGCUGAGAACGAUAUGAAGAGGGUGAGCAAUUACAGCUACGAUGAAGCGGAGGCACUGACAGAGGAGAUUGAAGAGGAGACUCAGAUUGUGGGUGAGGUCAUGAGGAUCAAAGAGAUUCUUGUCGACAGUCAAGAUCAGUCGGAUGGGAUAUUGUUCGAAUCAUUAAGGAGGCUUCAAUUGAUGGCGCUUACUGUGGAUACAUUGAAGGCAACUGAAAUUGGAAAGGCUGUAAAUGGCCUCCGGAAGCACAAUGCUAAGCAGAUUCGUCACCUUGCAAGAACUCUCAUUGAUGGCUGGAAGGAUAUAGUUGAUGAGUGGGUGAAUGCAGCAGCUGCAGUUGCCGGUGCAACAGAAGGUUCUCCAGAUUCUGUCAACCCUUCUGUUGUUGUUGAUGAAGAAGAAGAAGGGCUGCCUUCACCUCCACUGGAUGAAGGAGCGUUCUUUGGGACUCAGCCUACCUCAUUAGAGCUCUCUCAGUUCUUUGAUGGCAUGGAUGAUGAUGGAAAUCCUCGGAACAAUGGGCAAUUCGACCAGAAUCGGGAGGAUGGGGGAAAAACAACACUGGAGAGCCGAAAUAUCUCCAAGAGGAAACCACCGCUUCCGAAUGAGUCAAAUAUGCUCACCAAGGACAAGAAGGGUCUGCCAGUGAGGAAACCCGAAGCUUGUAUCAGACAAGCAAAGCCCUCCAACACUGAGUCCGGGCCAGGGAGACCUCUAAAGCAAAGCUCAGUGCCCAAAUACAAUAAUGAUACCAAAUUUCAACAAAAAAUGGAUAUCAAUGGAAUACAGAAGAGGCCAGUGUCUGGUCAACAAGAUAAAUCAAAGUCAUCUGAUGAGAUUUCAGUCCAAGCAAAACUUGAAGCAGCUAAAAGGAAACUUCAAGAGGGAUACCAACAAGCUGAGAAUGCUAAGAAACAACGGACAAUACAGGUCAUGGAAUUGCAUGACCUCCCAAAGCAAGGGCUUGGUCAUAGACAUCCUCCUCAUGCUAAACUUGGCAACCACAAUUGGAAUUGGGCAAAUGGACGACGACACUGAUGUAGUGAUUUUACACCAAAGUUCAUGGAACUGGAUGUAAUUACCUUGUUUCUUCCAUUGCAGAAGCUGAUGAUGGGAGAAACAUCAAAAUGCUUCCUGGCAUUCCAUCUCUUAACCCCCAUUUAGUAGUAUAGGAAUUCAGAGUUAGAUACCCACCAAUUUUGCUGGUGCGAUGAGACGAUGGUUGGGGAAGCACUGAAAGUUGGGUUAAGGUCUCUUGAAACUCUUAUCUGAGCAUUCAAACGUAAUGAUUUACAACAAUUCAAGUACAUUACAUAAGGGGUAAAUAAUGAGAUAGCAUAAUAGGCUUCAAUAUAGAGAAGCUUUAGUUGAACAUGUUCAUGAUAUGUAGUUAGUUAGCCGUCAACAAUCUUGUUUGUUCAUCCCUCAAACUCUUUCAUGACAUAAUCAGAUAUGGCAUUUAUAUUGCACUUUGUGAAGUGCAUUCCAAUAGAAUCAUUUUACUGUAUCAUCUGUUGAAUUUGUUCUAUAGAAUAAAUUGAAGUACUUUUGAUAUUGGUUGAA